Messenger RNA from Cuscuta epithymum, 5635 nucleotides. NCBI's taxonomy places the organism in Eukaryota, Viridiplantae, Streptophyta, Magnoliopsida, Solanales, Convolvulaceae. The record is from the annotation of a GenBank genome assembly.
GGAAUCCAUUUCUCCACCCCACUACCACUGAAGAAGAAAAGCUAAAGAGGGAUGUCUAGGGCGGUGUCUAUCUAAUCACCUCUUGUGUCCACAAUUCCUUCGCAUCCCUAGGUGUUCAACGACGUCUGAAUCAUCGGCAAGCUUUGGGCUUCAUCAAUGAAAUUAGAAUCAUCCGUCGCCGCCGACAGCUCCACUACCAUCUCCGCGCCGUCGCAAUCACUGCAAUCUCCUCCGUUGAAAGUCGCGAUUUUGGCUGACCUCAAUGUUGAACCUCCCGAGGCCGACAACCAUGAUUGCCUUCCUACCGCCCUCUCUACACUACCGCCCGACACAACACCGAGGUCCCCUUUGUUCUCAUUUACUACAUCAUAAAUUGGGCGCACUGUAAUUCGGAAGCAACGCGGAAAUAGAACAUCAAUAAACCGAAAUACAAUGAAGAGAUAGUCACUGAUGAUAGGAGUCAGCAUAAGACGAGCAAUUAUGUUGAAGUAAUGGAUGUAGAAGGUAAGCAAAAAAAGUCUGGGAAAUGUCGGUCAAGAAAUGGUAAGGCGGACAGCCCUCUUGAUUGUAAUGGAGCGGAGAUAGAUGCUGAGCAGAACAGUCAAGGAACUUCAUCACGUGAAGAAAAAGUUAGCAGCCUUAAAAAUGGAUUGAUACAUGUUGUGCGGAAAAUGCCUAAGAAUGCUCAUGCUCAUUUUAUACUUGGCUUAAUGUAUCAAAGGAUGGGUCAGCCUCAAAAGGCAUGUUUAGAAUAUGAGAAAGCAGCAGAUAUUUUAGUUCGACCUGAAGAAGUAGUAGACAGACCGGAGUUACUUUGUUUGAUCCAUACACAUCAUGCAGAGUGUAUCUUGCUAGGAACAUUAGAUGAUUGCAGUUCAGGCAAGGAAUUAGAUCCUGUAGAACUGGAGGAGAUUCUUUGUAAACUGAAAGUCUCAAUGCAAGCUGAUGUUAGACAGGCGUCAAUUUGGAACAUUCUUGGCUUAAAACUUUUACGAACUGGUCGUUUGCAGAGUGCUAUAGCGGUUCUCUCCAAUUUAUUAGCAAUGGCGCCUAACAACUUGGAUUGCCUUGGAAAUCUUGGACUCACUUAUCUUCAAAGGUUAGGCAUACACUACUUUUUCAGUUAGGGCAGGGGCAGGGAUGGAGAAGUAAAAAAUACCAUAUUGUUCGCAUAUUAAAGUCGUGUUUGUGUAAACUAUAAAAAGUGGUAACUAUAUAUUUUCACUAAUGGCAUAAUUGAUGAUGCUAUGAAUGGACUUGAGAUCAUUUAGUUGCAAUAAUAUGAUGGAGUGAAAAUUUCUUUUACUAGAGCAUGGACUCAUAGAGUAGUGAGUAGUGACGUGAUAGAGCGAUCACUAAAAUGGUGUGAAGAAAAAAUUGUCUAUUAACCAAAUCUACACGACUGUGGGAAUAUGAGAUUGGAAAAGAGCAGUUAGUGAAUUGGUGCCACUAAAUUUUGAAAAGGGACAAACAGACCUAAAACUAUAUUGCCGGCAUUACACUUGCAGCGACUCUUGGAUUGCAUUGCAGUUCCUAUAGCAGGUUCAAUGAAAUGAUUAAAAUCUGUUAUGCAAUAGCAUUAUAGCGGUGUUAUUUCCACAAUUUGACGGCACUGGUGUUCAAGUUUAUGGUCUGUAUCAAGCUUGGAAGAUGUGAUGCCUCUGCUCGAGAGAGUAGUUAAACACUCACGUUUCACCAUUAGGUCUAGGCCUGAUACAUAUUAAUAUGAACAUUACCUCUUACUUCCAGAAGGGGAUAAGUAUAAAGUUUAUCAUCAUCAUCUAUACUAAUAUAAAAAGGGAAACCAAGGCAAUAACCAUUCCCACCAUAAGGUUGCAACCGUUCAUUAAUUAACGGUUCUGCCGAAAUGAUGCAACACAUACUUUCUAAAUCGGUCAUUUAAGUAAAUGUUGGGAAUUAACCGGUGCUUCGUGAUUUAUAUAUAGGCUUGGUAAAUGUUGGGAAUUAUUAGUCUAUCACGUACUUUCAAAAUCGGUUGGGAAUUACGGUUUUACACUUUUAUUCCUUUAAAACAAUUAUUUGUUCAGGCCAUGCAUGAUUGUUUUGGAUACUUUUACAAUCACGUUGGCACUUGUAUGAUUUCAUCCGUUUAUCAAUGAGUGAAUAAUUCUACCAUAUGUGGGUGGGGGUUUGAAAGAUUUGAUUGUCCAUGAGAAGUAAUAGAAGUACCAUGCAAAAAAAGAUAUCAAAGGUAGUUUGAGAUAGAUGUAUGUAUCUUCAUAAAUUUACAGAAUUACAGGUACACACUUAAUUUUCAUGGGGUGUUGAAGAUGAACGGUAGAGCUCGCUUCCACGAAGAUAUGUAUUAGUUCUACCGAAGAGUGGAAUUAACGUUCAUGACUCUACCGUUUAUUAACGCCUCUUCACAGAUAUUUUCGAACAUGGCUACAUUUUUUUUUUAAAAUGUGCAACUAAAGUUACUGUAGCAAGUACUCCGUAUUACAGUAUCACGGAGUAUAUAUUAAAAUUAGUUCUUUAUGUAUUACAGUAUUACAACUCAUUGAUACAGAUACUAAAGUUGCUUUUGUAUAGAUUUUGUGGAUGCUUUUGUGUAAAUUCGACCCUUACAAUAAUUAUAACCUGCAGGGGCGUACCUAGGAGUGCCAACUUAGGCUCUCACUAAAUUUUAAUUUUGUUUAAAUUAUUAGUGUAAAAGGGUAUGUGUAAAAAGAUUUAAAAAAAACUCUUUUGUCGAUCCAAGUCAAUAUAUUCCCUAUGUUCCUAUUCAAAAGUCUCUCUUUCACAUUACACACAAUAUAAUAAAAUGGUAAUGUUUGACACUGUUUGUUAAAUGUCCCACACCGGAAACAUUUGGAUGAACAAAGUGCUAUAUUAACACACGGGCUACUCCUCCUAUCAGGUUGACCUUUUAGGAUGGAACCCCGAGUCUUAACAUGGUAUCAGAGCCAAAUCGAUCCAUGGUGUGGGGCCCCUUAUGAAUCGUGAUGACACGAUUAUUAAAAAAAUGACAAUUACGGCCGGAUGAAAAAAACGGACCGAUGAAAAAAAAUGAAUGAUUGCACGAUCCAGACGAAGUGUCUGAUCGUGAGGAGGGGUGUUAAAUGUCCCACACCGGAAACAUUUGGAUGAACAAAGUGCUAUAUUAACACACGGGCUACUCCUCCUAUCAGGUUGACCUUUUAGGAUGGAACCCCGAGUCUUAACACUGUUUGAUACGUAGUACUUUUUAACAUUGUUUUACACUGAUUUGCACCGUUUUGUUUACUAAAUAAGAAAAGAAGACUUUUAUAAGGACGGACCGAAAAGGAAAGUGGAAUGUUUAUUUAGAAACUGGGAUAGUAUUGCUUUGGUUACACCACUGAUUAUAACUAUCAUGUGCUGGGUUGCAAAAAAAAACUAUCAUGUGCUGUUUUAUCUUUUAAUGUAGUCCGUAUGAUUUUUAUACUCCAUACGUAAUAAGGAGUAUUUCUUCACAUCAACUCAUAUGUAAGACACCUGAUCAUUGGAUCUUUUAUUCCUAAUAGUCAUUCAAAAUAAGCAUAUCUUUAUAACUACAUACUUCCAAUGCAAAUAAUUAGUUAAAACAUACAAAUCCCUGAUUUCACAAAACUUGGUCAAUUCAUUUUUUAUCUGUCCCUAAAAAUACAUUUUUGAAGUAGUCUUUCGAUCUCUUACAUGCAUAAAUCUCAUAUCACGCAAUUUUUUUUAUCAAUAUGCAUGUCAACCAAAUUUGGUCAAAUUUUAUGGACUGGGAGGGGUAUUAUUGUCCCGUGCAACGCACGGGUACGAUACUAGUUAUAUUUAGAAAGGUCUUCUUAUUCAACUGUUGGUCUUGAAAUAAGGUGGCAACCAUUCAUAGGCGCAGUGUACAACUGUUGGGGAUUUAGAUCUUUCAGAGAAAUGCUUCCAAGAUUUAGUAAUGAAAGAUCCAAACCAUCCUGGUGCUUUGGUCAACUUUGCUGCCCUUAUGCUGUGUAAAUAUGGUUCAGUUGUUGCAGGUGCUGGAGCAAAUGCCAAUAGUGUGGCUCUCUCUGAUCAAAUUGCAGCAGUCAACGUUGCCAAGGAGUGUUUGCUAGCAGCUAUCGAUGCAGAUCCCAAAGCAGCUCAUAUAUGGACAAAUCUUGCUAAUGCAUUUUAUUUGACCAGUGAUCACAGAAGUUCAGACAGAUGUUUGGAGAAGGCAGGAAUACUGGAACCUAAUUGUUUAGCCACACGAUUCGCCAUUGGAGUUCACAGAAUCAGGGAUGCUGAGAGGUCUCAGAAUCCUAAUGAGCAAUUAUCUUGGGCUGGAAAUGAAAUGGCUUCAAUAAUUAGAGAAGGCGAUUCUAGCUUGACAGAGUCUCCAGUUGCAUGGGCUGGUCUUGCAAUGGUUCAUAAAGCUCAACAUGAAAUUGCUGCUGGAUUUGAAAUGGAUCAUAAUGAAUUGUCAGAAGUGAAAGAACGCGCCAUUUAUAGUUUAAAGCAGGCUGUUGCAGAAGAUCCUGAAGAUGCCAUUCAUUGGCACCAACUUGGCCUUCAUUUUCUCUGUACCCAGCAGUUUAAAAUGUCACAGAAGUACCUCAAGACUGCAGCUGCAUGCCUUAGGAGCUGCUAUGCCUGGUCAAAUCUUGGUAUCUCAUUGCAACUAUCAGCUGAGCCUUCAUGUGCUGAAGAUGUAUAUAAACAAGCUUUGUUAGUGGCUACCCCUCAACAAGCUCAUACAAUAUUUUCCAACCUGGGUAAUCUCUAUCGUCAGCUAAGAGAUUUUGAGUCUGCCAAGGCAAUGAUAACAAAGUCUCUUGAACUGCAACCCGGUUAUGCACCUGCAUAUAACAACUUAGGUCUUGUUUUUGUUGCUGAGGGCAAGUGGGAUGAUGCAAAGUUCUGCUUCGACCAGGCAAUCCUGCAUGAUCCACUACUGGAUUCAGCUAAGUCCAACAUGAUUAAAGCCAUGAACAUGCAGAGGAUGUACACCAGCAUGUCCUCGUAUCUAUGAUUUGUAAAUUGUGUUAGACUUGAAAAAUAAUAUUUGCCGUAUUUGCCGUGUUGUACGUAAAAUAGGAGUCAGGUGAAGUACAUUGGUUUCUUGCACAUAUAGAUCGGUUCCUGUAAUCUUGUACCGGAACUGGGGAGUAAAGUGCAUGAUCUGGAACCAUUACUUAGAAUUCGUUCAAGCUGAAUAGAAUCCAGGUUUUCAUGUGUUCAUAGCCGGGAGUCCGGGACUGGUCAGCAGCUGGCCUGGGUUCCCAUCUAGGGAUGGACCGUGAUGGGACCGAGCCGGGACUGGGCGGGCUUCGGGCUUAAAGAUUUCAGGACUGGUACCGGCCCAGGUUUGUAAUGGGACCGGGUCGGGACGGGCUCAAACAGUACCGGGUCGGGUUGGGCAUUGGGACGGGGCUGGGCAUUCAAUUAAAAAAUCAGUGCAGUCAGGCCCGGACCGAGCCCAAAAAAUCAAGCCCGAAGCCUUCCCUUACAGUCACCGGGCUGGGCCUAAGGCCGGUCCUAAACAAUAUCGGGUCGGGCUGAGCCAUCCCAGUCCAUCCCUAUUCCCAUCCCAUUUGGAUAUUUUUUAGGCUUUCAAGGGCUAAUUAUGUAAGUGUAACAUGAUUGAUACAUCAUGUAUGGAGUAUAUUAUAUUUAUCCUCAUUUCAGUACAUUAUUUAUUAAAAUUGCA